AUGCCCCCCUUCCGACCCUGGGGUCCCAUUUUCGAGGAAAUCACCUUGCCACAGAAUAGAAUGUCAUCGACUGUCUUCUCGAUGCUGCCUACGUCUCUCCAGUCCCGGCUCCCGCCGCUGCGCUCCAUCCGCAAGAGCGCCAGCAUGCAGACCCUCACCUCGAGUAGGCAGUCCCACGCCCGUUCACUGUCGGGGCUCGACAGCGUGCAUCCCAACAUCACCCAGGCUCGCAUCAUCUCAGAGAGUACCGAGGAGCACAUGAGCCUGGUGGCAACCGAGCACCAUCAGUCGUCGCGUAUGUACGAGAUGCGGUCUGCCGCCGACCGGCACGAAGAGGAGCGGCGACAGGCCGAACAUUACCAUCAUCAACAACAUCAACUACAAUUACAACAACAGCAGCAGCAGCAACAGCAGCAACAGCAGCAUGGCACAAGCCAGUGUUCAAACGUAGAUUGGCGGUUUGCUCAACAAGGCCUUGCUUUGAUUGCUGUUGCUCAAGAUGAGCUGAGACAUCCCUCGCGGCGACCAGCGGUAGACUUUGAACGGAAAGCAUUCCUAGACGGCGUCGAGUACAUUCUUAAGGCGCUCCCGAGCGACCUGAACGAACACGAGCUCCACCGACUGCGCACGUCGACGCCGUCCAACUUCAUCCCUCCAGCCAACUCUGGCGGCCGGGCGUACUCGCCGUCACGAGGCGCGAAUCACGGGCGAUCAAUCCUCCAUCGGGGCGUGCAGACAGCCGUCGUCAACAUCUUCGUCCUCAUUCACCUGGCGUUACCGUACUUCAUUCUUCUGCUGCGACUUGCAGCCCGCACCGAAAGGGAGUACCGGAUCUCGGAAAACCUGGUGGGCGCGGGUAUGGGCCUCGCCAACGCCAUCGGCAGCAAGGGCAUGCGCAUAACUGGCGCCCUAUGCAAUGUCGGCGACGGCAGGGUCGGGCAAGCCCUCACGGAAGCCAUCGCCUGGACGGUCGAGGGCUUCACGGGCGGACUGUCUGAUGGUGUUGGAGAGGGCUUGUCGAUUGUGGCACCCAAACGACAAUAA
Colletotrichum higginsianum IMI 349063 is the source of this 1044-nucleotide messenger RNA. RefSeq lists its product as uncharacterized. Bases 1 to 1044 code for a protein of 347 amino acids. The record is from RefSeq and is a predicted model, not a curated record. NCBI's taxonomy places the organism in Eukaryota, Fungi, Ascomycota, Sordariomycetes, Glomerellales, Glomerellaceae. The transcript is spliced from 2 exons.